Molecule: messenger RNA, 1335 nt
Organism: Cololabis saira (Pacific saury)
Lineage: Eukaryota; Metazoa; Chordata; Actinopteri; Beloniformes; Belonidae
Product: zinc finger protein DPF3-like
Exons: 10
Coding region: 38-1078 (346 amino acids)
Cellular component (GO): nucleus
Source: RefSeq, a predicted model, not a curated record
AACUGCAAGACGCCGAUAUUGCGUUACAUUGAGCAAAAUGGCGGCUGUCAUUCAGAAUCCACUAAAAGCGUUGGGUGACCAGUUCUAUAAGGACGCCAUUGAGCAGUGCCGCAGCUACAAUGCCCGUCUGUGUGCCGAGCGCAGCGUCCGCUUGCCAUUCCUGGAUUCUCAAACCGGCGUCGCCCAAAACAACUGCUACAUCUGGAUGGAGCGCCACCACCGCAGUCCCGGUGUUGCAGCUGGACAGAUGUACACAUACCCCGCCCGCUGCUGGAGAAAGAAGAGACGGCUACACAACGCCACAGAUCCUCGCCUCGGCAUCUACGGCCUCCAGCUCGACGGCACUCUCGUGUCCAAGGAGGCGUUGCCCACCCAGAGCACUACACUGGAGGCUCUGCUAAGAGGAGAAGGUCUACACAAGAGGAACAACUCUAAGAAUGACGAGGAGAGUCUGCUGGAGAUCCAGAGGGUUCUGGAGGCAGAUGCAGCAGAGGAUGCUUUCGAGGACGACGAUUACGAGGUGGACACUCCCAAGAGGAGACAUCGGGGCAAGGGAAGAGGUCGGGGUAUUGGCCGCAGGAGGACGGAUCUGGAUGAUGAUAAGCCAUAUGUCUGCGACAGCAGAUACAAGCAAAAGCAAAACUCAAAGUCUUCAACCUCAGGCUGCGCAAAGCGCUACAGAAACCGCACAGGACUAAGUUAUCACUACACCCAUUCCCAUCUGGCGGAGGAGGACAGAGCCGGGGAGAGAAGCACGGUGGCCUCCCGCUCCCCCAGCGCACCACAGGCUGACAGACACAAACGCACAAAGGGUCCAGGUGGGAGCAGCAUUCCCAACAGUUACUGUAAUAAAUGCCAGGUCUCAAACAAGAAAACUGUUAAGUCUGGGCCUCCCUACUCAGCCUGCCGAUGCACAAACAACCGUGGAGAGGAGAAAGAAGACGGCGUGUUUACUGGAGCCGAGGAGCUCUUCGGCACCACCUCAGAGAGCGACACUUCCACUUUUCACGGCUUUGAAGAAGAUGAGCUGGAAGAGCCGGCCAGAAACGGCAACGGCAUAUCCAACCGUCACAGAUAGAGAUAAUCUUCUAGAUUUAAACUGACUUUAAAAAGAAAAAAAAAAGAAAAUAUAUAUAUCUAUAUAUAUGUAGAUAUAUAUAUAGAUAUAUAUAUAUAUAUAUAUGGAUUAACCUCUGGCAAAAAUCUGCUGCUUCUUUUCCAAUGUUUUGUUUGCGGCAAGCACAAAGUGACGACUUCAGGACGGAAAUGCAAGCGGUAUUUUAUCUACUGAACGUUGUUGAAUAAUUUAUGAACACUUUUCUUUUUUUUUUUUUU